UAGAGACGUCUGGCGCCCUCUAGCGCAUAACACAUAAACAGCGUCAUUUUAGAGGACUAGUACUUCAUCUGAUGAUAAGAAAUUUGUAUUCUUACUCAGUUACAUUUACAUUGGAAAAGCAUAUUUCCAACUUUAUUUUAUUUCAUUUCUCUAAACGUUAGUUAUUAACUACAGUCAUAGGUUCAAAUAAACAAAUCCAUUCCUAAUCAUGUUCAUAUAAGGACUGCAUAUCAGUCGCACUUGCUCUUCAUAAAUUACAAUAACUUUUUUUUUAAAAAAUUAAUAAAAUAAAGAACCUGAUAAAAAAGGGACACAAAUUUAAACAAGGGUUAGAUAUGGUGUGAUGUCGUAAACGCUAAGCUUAAAUAUUAAUCCUAACAUCUUUUAAAAUUGUAAUACAUUUUAAGUCUUGCUGAUAGUUACCAUCUGCAAGUGUGAGAUAAUUUAAAUAAUAAAUGAAUAAAUAAAACAAAGACAUAAACAAACAAACAAAUAAAACAAUGGAAACGCAAACAAGCAACUGAACAAAUAAGUAAUUAAAGCAAGGACACGUAAACAUAUAAGUAAACAAAUAAAUGGAACCAAGGAAACACACAUAUCAAUAAAGCAAACAAAUGAGUAUGUAAGUAAAUAAAGCAAAGAUACAUAAACAAAUAAGCAAGCAAAUAAAUAAAUAGAUAAAUAAAACCAAAGAAACAUACAAACAAACAAAAAAUGAAUGAAUAAAUAAAUAAAUACAUAAAUAAAGUAAAUACACAUUAAAAAAAUAAGCAAACGCGCAAAUAAACAAAACCAUAGAAACACAGAAACAAACAAAUAAAUAAACACGUCCUGACCAUGACAGGUUAAAUAAUUUAACUUUUCUUUUAAAAUAUUCGAGUACAUAUUAGUACGGACACUACUUAAUCUUCACUCAAGUAUACUUUUGCCAAACCACGCCCACUUUAACUGAAUAAUAUUUAAAGUGUAAUUUCUCUACUUUUUCUGCCACGUGCAGAUUUUUUUUAUCCUCCAAAACAACUGGGGGCGCUGUUGGUUUCUCUUUGGCAAACAUCUGGGUAAAAAGACUAAUCAAAGAAGAGAAAAGGCUGUGUUUCCAUCGCCUGCUUAGUUGCUACACAUACAUACUAUAUAUGUUAUUGAUUGGAAUGUCAUUAUGCACUCUAACCUAGUGCUCUAGAUAAUGAAGAGGGAGUUGUAUGGGAUUGAACACAAGCUGCAGCGGAGUAAAGUUGCAUCAUUGGAACCGGAUUUACUUUUCAAUGAAGACUUUCGUCUUAAAAAGUCCGAUUAAAAGUUCAGCGAUUUGGUGUAUCAUACUUAGCAGUGUUUUACGGAGUUUGUUAUUUAUUUUCCGAAAGCAGAACAUUAUCCAGCAUGUCCUGCACAGAGAAUCAUGUGAUUUGGAAAACUGGACCAGUAGAAGCGUAUCUGCAUCCUUCUCCAUGGACACCAGGGGCUACUAUUGUGACCCACAAUGCACCUAAAACCUCAAGCAGUCUUUUCCGCUUACCGCAGUCCUCGUUCCUGAGCCUUCUCCUGGGAGCACGGGCAGUCGGAGAUCUCCUCUGCAAGCGCCUCGGCGUCCAGCGCUGCGCUGUUGUCCACAGACCCGAUUGUGAUGACGGUACACCUGCAAACCUGCUGCUUCUUCCUCUUCAUGGCUUGGAGGACACGUGGAGGCCGCAUCUCGCUCCUGAGGAAGACUUUCAGCCUUACGAUCCCGGCUACAUAACUUCCAAAAGCGGCCCACGCUGGACUGAUGUUAACCUGGAAGCCGUUCAGGAGAGGAUUCGGGCAAAGCUAACUUCUCCGGAUUCCCCUUUUAAUUACACGUUUCUCGGAGAACCGUCACACCCAGGGUUAUUUUCUCGUAUCGUUCGAGGAGAGGAGAAGCAGUGGAGGGUCUGGGAGGACGAAGGCCACGUUGCCUUUCUCACACCAUUCCCCAACACUCCAGGGCUCACGGUGGUGAUUCCACGCAAACCGCUCACCAGUGACAUCCUCCGCCUAGAGGACGGGGAUUAUACAGACCUGUUGCUGGCAACCCGGAAGGUGGCAAGGCUCUUGGAAGACGCGCUGGGAGCAUGGGGAGUGGGGGUCAUAUUUGAGGGAUUUGAGAUUGACUACGCUCACGCUAAACUGGUUCCUCUGGUUCAAUCUCCAGGCAACGUGACGCCGAGUGCUGUGUGUGCAGUACCAGAGUUUUAUGAUGUGUAUCCCGGGUUCGUGAGCUCAGCUAAUGGACCGCCAGCCAGUUCUGAACAUUUAAGACAGAUCCAUGACAAAAUCACUAAAACGUCAUAGGACUGAUGUUUAAUUUCAUGUCUUUUUUUUUUUUUAAAACCUGUUUUCCAGAUCUAGAUAAGUUUCCUAUUUGUGUAAUUAGUUAUUUCUGAUUCCUGGGCUUUCAAACAAGGCCAAGAUCAUGCAAAAGCUCAGGUCAUUGCUUUGACUGGACUCAAUUUCAUAACCUCAGACUUUUAGAUCAGUAAUUAUCCAUGUUUGAAUACCAAAAUAUUUAAACUUUGCACUGAUUUAAAAUUGUAUAUUUAAUUGCUCAACUAAUUAAUGUUAAUGCAAUUCAAAUGUAAUAGUGACUUAAGUUCAGUCCAUACAUGAGUUUUUUUUAUUAUGUUUGUGGCCAAAAAUGCUUGAUUUUGCUGAUUUUCUUUUCUCCAAAUUUGUGAGGCAACUUGCAGUGUUUUAGUGCCUUUUUUUUUUGGCAGAAAACUAAUUGAAUUGGCGUAAUUGCAGUUGCACGUUCUUUCACAGUGAUGUUUGUUGGUAAAUGAGACCUUUUAGCUGUAUGUUUGACGCACGUGAAUCGAAGACGGCUUUGACUGAAUGCGCGUUGUAAUGACGUCACAUGACGCGUUCAUCUGAAGUCAUUUUGAAAAAUUGCAAGCGCUUCCAAAUAUUGUAGAAUUUGCUUGAUUUUGUGUUCAUUUCUGCGAUUAUAUAAUCACAAAAUCUUGAGGGACUGAAUAAUGUCAAUGCAAUUCAAAUGUAAUAUUGACCUACAUUUACCACUUCACUAUAUUAAAGUGAAUAUCCCUCUCUUCCCUGAAUCCAUGCUGUGCAUUCAUUUCAGUUGUACCAUGUUGUAUUUGAAUGCUGGAAUCUGAUUGGUCAGAAAGUGGCAAAUCACAAGUAUGUAUUAAUGUGCUUGUUCUAAUAUGUUUAAUGUUUAACAGAGUACACAGCGGCUUGUAUGGGAGGUACUCCAUAUUAAUGAAAUUGUUGUAAUUGUUGAUCUGCUGAAGCUUUCUAUGAGGAGAUGUUUAUUUAACAUUUUGGAACUCUGGAGUCUCCAGUGUCAGUUUUUCAACACAGGAAAGUCUUCAGGCUGGAGGGCUUUGAGCUUUCUUGUUUUCAUGGCAAACUGUUUUUUUGUUUGUUUGUUUUAAUGAACUUCAAGAGAGAAAGAAUUCAGUUUGGUGAGGGGAUGGCAGUUUCUAGCUGCUUUAACAUAAGUGAUAGCAGGAAGUACUAUUUGUUUGUUUGGCAGUAGUAGUUGUUUCUAAGUGGUUAGAAAGUAUUAUGUGUCAUUGUUUAAUAAAUAAAUCACUGUCAUCAUCAGCAAAUUGUUGUGAUCCAUCCAUUUUUUGUACCGCUUAUCCUACACAGGGUGGCAGGGAGCCUGGAGCCUAUCCUAGGGGACUCUGGGUACGAGGCAGGGGACACCCUGGACUGGGUGCUAGUCUAUCACAGGGUAUAAUCAUGCACGCACACACACUCACACACCCAUUCAGAAAUUCCAGUUAACCUACAACGCAUGCCUUUGGUCUGGGGGAGGAAACUGGAGUACCUGGAGGAAACCCCCAAAGCACAGGGAGAACAUGCAAACUCCACGCACACAGGGUGGAGGCAGGAAUCGAACCCCCAGUCCUAGAGGUGUAAGGCAAACAUGUUAAUCACUAAGCCAUCAUGAUAUUCAGGGUUGACUUCUGCUUUGUGUCGGUCACAUGGGUUCUAGUACAGGGAGGAAUUCUAUUGAGUUAUGAGCCAACAUCAACAGGAGCUGAAGCUGGAGCUACGGAUAUACAGGUGCCACCUGAAAGCUAUGCAUUUCUGCUUUUUCAGCAAAAGCAGCACUCAGACGAGACAUAAGUAAAAUUCAGCCGGUAGAAAAAGUCCAUUCAGGUUGCAGGAAGUGAAUAGAAGUACAUUUGUUUCCAGUAGUAGUUACUUCACUAUGUGCCAGCUUCAUCUUAGUGAACAUUGACCUGUGAGUCAUGAACCUUGUUCUUGUGACCACAAUAGAAAUCAAGUGAGCGGGUCUUUCGUCUUCUAGGUUGCUAAGCAAAUAGAUAAGCUGCUGAUUAAUUAGUAGUCACACCAGACGUUCUUCCUCAUAUUGUCUCCCCAAUUUGGUCCCACCCACUAUCUUCUGAAACACAUGAAAGCCAGCCAGCUGCAUCUUUCCCAACUUCUGCUCAUGCUGCAUUACAGGAAAGCGCUAUCUACCCUCUUCCACAUACGUGAGCUCACAGACACCCACGAUUGGCUAAUGUCGCUGUGAUUGACAUGAGAUGAAGAUGAGACGACGCUGGACAUCUUCCUCUCUGAUCUUUAAAAUCUUUUACUAGGGUUUUCGUGGUAAACUUCUGUUUUCACUGUCUACUAGGAUUUUCUUGUUCGCAAUGCUGGCGCCUUUGCAUGUGAACAUAAGAAAUUGUAUUUUGUAAUGUAGUUGUUUAGGAUUAAAUAAAUUCCAUGGCAUA
This is a messenger RNA of Ictalurus furcatus (blue catfish), 4727 nucleotides long. RefSeq lists its product as uncharacterized. Lineage: Eukaryota; Metazoa; Chordata; Actinopteri; Siluriformes; Ictaluridae. Gene Ontology annotation, molecular function: catalytic activity. The record is from RefSeq and is a predicted model, not a curated record. The transcript is spliced from 2 exons. Bases 1378 to 2307 code for a protein of 309 amino acids.